Messenger RNA from Brachypodium distachyon (stiff brome), 890 nucleotides. RefSeq lists its product as uncharacterized. Bases 104 to 550 code for a protein of 148 amino acids. NCBI's taxonomy places the organism in Eukaryota, Viridiplantae, Streptophyta, Magnoliopsida, Poales, Poaceae. The transcript has 3 exons. The record is from RefSeq and is a predicted model, not a curated record.
UUGAGACGGUCGAGAAGGCGCAGUGGAAUCAGAAUCCAAAUCCAAAUCCAAAGCGAGAGAGAUCGCGUUCGGGGAGGGGCUCCUCCUCGCCGCGCCGCUCUCCAUGGCGGCCUCUCCCACCUCGCCGGCACAAGUACCCCCGCCGCCGGACGCUGCUCCUUCCGAUGAUGAGUGGGAUGCAGAUGGAUUUGUUAUUCCUAAUUUGACUAAUCAAGAUGAUGAUGAUGAUGCUACACCUAGUGUCCCCAAAGCCAUUGAGCGUGAACCUACACAGGCAAAAGAGGAGAAGAUGUACUUUGGACCUCAUGGGGCACCACCAUCUCAAGCAAAGCUGCAUGAGCUGAACACAGUUGGCCGUAGGCAACGCUUCAGAAACAAGCUAAAGGAAGCAGACAGGAAGCCCACUGGCAAUGCUCAGGAGAACAAGGUGGAAAGCCUGAGAGAGCUCAUGGGGGCUAAAACAGAUGGCACGGGCAUGCCGAAGAGUUCUCGCCGCGACUGGCUUGACCCGCACUGCCGUGAGUCAGAAUUCGAUAGGAAACCGCGCUAGGCGACUGCCAAAUGAUGUCUCCUUUGCUGAAAAGCUUGACAAGACUGUACACCUAUGUGGGUUAUUUCCCGAAUAAUAGGUCCUGUUUGUCAGCAAAUGCAUGGAGAGAAAUGGCUCAUGGGGUGAUCCCAGCUCUGCUAUUUUCCUACCUGUAGUAUCACAGCAAUCUUGCUAUACUAAAAUGCUUUUCAACACUUUUCCCGUGUCUGGUUUCUAAUGAAUAUAUGUAUUGGCGCGUGUAUUGUAUGUGUGUACGCCAAAGUACCUGACAUGUAUACGUUCAGCUCGUCCAUAACAUCGUGCUUAGAUAUAUGUGUUUGUUUAACCUGGUUGAAGUUUC